AUGAAGUUCCUUGCAAAUCACGAAACACCUACUGCUUCCGUCAGCACGUUAGACAUCUCGGAUUCGAGUAUUGAUGUGGUGGAUCACAAUGAGGAUUUGGACGACCCCACAUUAUCAGAUGCAGAUGUUCAUGAAUUACUAAAAAAUAGGAAACUAAAGAGAAAUGAAGGGUUUUACGAGUAUUUUUGGGCAAUGAAUGAGCUUGCUACUAGAAGAAACAUCGAUGAAGGGAGUUUAAUUCGGCGUUCGAUUUGCUUAAGCAAAAACUCUCCGAAAGACCAGUUCUCACAAUUUAUAAUCCUGCACUUCCGACAGAACUUCACUGUGAUUCAAGCUCUCAAGGGUUUGGUGCUGUACUCAUGCAAAAACAAAAGGAAGGUGGUAAAUUUCAUCAGGUAUUUUACUUCAGUCGAAGGACGACUAAGGAAGAGACAAAGUAUCACAGUUUUGAGCUCUUUGCGAAACGAUUUUGAGGAUAUGGAGGAUAAGGAAAAAAAUGCAUUUGGAAAAGAAGUAACAAAGAGAUGGGGAAACCUUCGGGAUGCUUUCUCAAAGUCAAAGAGGAAGCUGAAAGAGUCAAAGAAAAGUGGAGCUGGUGCCCGUACAUUUAAAAACUACGUCUACGCUGAGCAAAUGCAAUUUUUAAAUAAAUUGUUUCAAACGAGGGAAGUUGUAGACAGUUUAGAUGGUGGAACCGAAAACAAUGAAGACGAAAAUGUUGAUGCUUUACCAGGAGCCACAGUACCCCCCAAGGAGAACCCCAAACCUCGAGAAAACAAAAGACGUCGCCAGCCGGAUGAGGUGGAGAUGAAAAUUAUUAAAGCACUAGAAGAACCUUCACUUAGUCCUCACAUUUUAUUUUUUCAAGGGCUUUUGCCACAUUUAAACAAGUUCGACGAUAGCGAAGUUCUUGAAUUUCAAAUGGGUGUAUUGGAAGUGAUUUCCAAAAUUAAAAACAAACAAAAAACACUGCUCAACCUCAACUCCUUCCACGGGGAACACCUUUCUACUAUCCUAGCAAUUAUCCCUUUCCACAGCAUCAAUCAUUUCCCCCUUCACAAAUGUCUUAUUCCAAUCAAUUCAGCUUCAAACCACAAGAGCCCCAAACCUAUCAGUCCCACCAAUUCAAAUAUCCCCAGAGUCACAACUACGAUUCAAACCAACAGCAGGCCUGCUCUUCAAAAGGGAAGGCAGUUAAACAUCCGCAAGGGCAAACGACUGCACAAUAUUUGGCACACGAAGAAUUUGGCAGAACAUCUCCAGAGACCUUUCCAUCAGCGAGCCCCUCCCCAGCUGGAUCAGAUACCACUUACGACUUCUCAUAAUUUCAUAUUAGUUAAAAAAGUGAUUUAAAAAAAAUGGUUACAAAUAAUAUCAAAUUGCUUGGACUUCUUGUUUUAUUGUGGUAGGCAUCUUGUGGUUAUGUAUAUUUAUUUAGUACAUUGGGAACAUUAAUAAAAUUUUACUGAGAGAAAGCAUUAUAUUAUAUUAUAUUGUUUACUACUUACCUCAAUGUUAAAGCAAGCCUUUCUCGUGAAGGGAUACAGUUUCUCAUUUUAGUAUUCUGAUGUUGGAUUUCAUUUUUCAACUUCUCAUGAAGUUCGUCAAAGGAUGCAAUAGACAUUCUGAAGAAGUUGAAAAACUUACUACCAUCAUGUCUUAAUUCUUCAAAAAGAGUGUAGAAUGUUGCCGUGUGUUCUCUGCUUCGAUUGAUCGGAUGAAUCCAGUACUUGCGCUUAAUCCUACGGCGUUUAAUACGGCGGUAUAAUAACCACAUUGCAGCUACUCGAUUAGGAUUCAUUAUUACGUAUUACGUCGUGACUGGAAUGGAACUGACUGUUUGACCGGUAAAAAUCCGGGUAGUGUGCCAGCACCUGCUACCGGUAAAAUAUCGGCCGAUUUUUUACCGGCCGUCCGAAAUCGGUGUGUGUGCAAGUAGCCUAGGGGAGUGCGUUCCGUUUGAUACGAUCCACAUCGAUCAUUAUGGGCCAAUUUAAACAACUUUUCGAAAGCAUAAAUACAUUUUAGUUGUUAUUGAUGCGUUUACUAAAUUUAUUCGAUUAUACCCUUGCCGUACGGUAACGACUGCAAAAGUAAUCACGCAUCUUACUGACUAUUUCAGAGCAUACAGCCCGCCAAGAAGGAUUAUAUCAGACAGGGGAUCAUGCUUUACAUCGGCUGAGUUCACGAAUUUUUUAAGGGACCAUAACGUUACACCAGUAUUGACGGCUACAGCCACGCCUCGUGCAAAUGGCCAGGUCGAGCGUGUGAACAGUGUUGACGGCCAUGUUAGGAAAACUUAACGGCGCAAAUGACUGGGAUUUGAAACUGAGCAAGGUAGAAUAUUCACUGAACAAUGUUCAACACAACUCCACGAAAUCAACACCAUUUAAACUGCUUUUUGGAGUAGAUCAGGCCCGCACACCUUUAGAUGGUCUUGGGCCAAUCGUGCAAGAACUAGCAGAAUGCAUCGAAAACACAAGAGAUCUAGGUCAAGAGGCAAAUGUACAGAUUAAGAAAUCUCAAGACCACCAGAAGCAGCUCUACGACCACAAGAGAAAAGGAGUCAAUCAAUAUAAAGAAGGAGAUUUGGUUGUCAUUACUGACCGCGACAAUUGUCCUGGUAUAAAUACAAAGUUAUCACCGAAAUUUAAGGGACCAUAUAAAAUUAAACAUAUAUUACCAAACGAUAGAUUUGUUAUAAGUGAAGUUGAUGGUUUUUCAAGUUGGACGUAAUCCAUAUGAGGGCAUCCAUUCACCAGACCACAUUAAGCCUUAUCUAAAUAAAUGAUGAUACAUGUUAAAAAAAAGUUUAUGUUUUUUAUUUUGGAUUAUUUUAGUUAAUGUUUUGAGUUAUGUUAGUUUGUACUUUUUUAUGUUACGUUUGUUUAUGUUAUAUGGAAACCAUUAUGCUCUUCGUUACUUAUGUCAUACUUAUUAUAAUGUUAUACUUAUGUUUAAUUAUGUUCUGUAUUAUGUGAUUGUCGAAGUAUAUAUGUAUGGUAAAGUCAAGGUUGAUUUUUAUGUCAGAAUGGCCGAAUGUAAGACCAUGUAUUGUUGUACGAUGGCCUACGGAUGUGGCGCCACGGUCUUAAGUGGAGGUUUUAAUUACGUUUUAUGUUUAUUAUGUUUUUGUGUAUUGUUAUUUCUUGUGUUCGUGUUUAAUAUAGUUGUUCUUGUUUAAGACUGUUUUUCUAAACUAAUUCCACCUUUUCCCAACAACA
Molecule: messenger RNA, 3224 nt
Organism: Cimex lectularius (bed bug)
Lineage: Eukaryota; Metazoa; Arthropoda; Insecta; Hemiptera; Cimicidae
Exons: 4
Coding region: 1-1353 (450 amino acids)
Source: RefSeq, a predicted model, not a curated record